Nylanderia fulva is the source of this 2826-nucleotide messenger RNA. RefSeq names its product LEM domain-containing inner nuclear membrane protein MAN1 (gene MAN1). Gene Ontology annotation, molecular function: chromatin DNA binding. Lineage: Eukaryota; Metazoa; Arthropoda; Insecta; Hymenoptera; Formicidae. The record is from RefSeq and is a predicted model, not a curated record. Gene Ontology annotation, biological process: nuclear envelope organization; negative regulation of BMP signaling pathway.
UAAUCAUCGAUCGAAAUAAACGAGGGGAAACGAAAACAAGGCGUCAGGCGUGGAUCUGUCUGCCUCCGGAGGUCGUAAGUUGAAAGUUCGGCCCGCUCAACCCGGGUUUGUUUUCCAGUUAGGGAUCGCGAUCGAGGAAGCAAAAUGUCCGUGGACACACUGAGCGACUCCGAGCUCCGAACGAAGCUGAUGGAGUACGGUUACCCGGUGGGACCGGUGACGCAGACGACCCGCAAGAUACUCGUGAAAAAAUUAAAGAACCUCAUCGAGAUCCGCGGUGGAACGGGAGGAGGCUCCCGGCAUUCCUUGGCCGCGAGAUAUAGCAGCGAUGACACUGAUGAUGACACAAACACUAAUGUCAUUAAGAAGAAAAAGAGUGCAAAUUUGCGUCGACAAACACUAGCGAAUCCUAUGCCUCCACCUUCGAUUAUUCCCACUGAUGCUACGAACGUAACAAAGAAUCCAGUUAAGGAAAAUCUAUCACCACCACAUUCAGAAUUCAAGGAUCCCAAUGCAACAGAUUUCGAUAAUUCAAACGUGACUUCUACGACUCGUGUAACAAAAACUUCAUACAACAAAUUUACCAAGACACAAAAAUCGUCCUACGUGUCUGAUGGUUUGGAAACUGGAUCGGAUUCAGAUGCAGUGGAAGAUACUGGAAGCCCUUAUGGACGUUCAUACGAUAAGUACCUGUCCAAUCCGAGUAGCAGAUUGUCCGAUCUUCGAGUACACGAUCGUGGAACGUUUGAUUAUGAGCAAACGUCGAAAACUAGACCUGUUCAUGUAACAAAGGACAUCAAGUACAAUGUUUCUCCUUUGAAGCCAAGUGUCUCUCCAAUUCAGUUUACGAAAGAAGACAUUAGUGGAAGAGAUAUUACAAAUCAGAGAGGAGACCUUCUUGCAAACUAUGAAACUCCAUUUUUGUCAGAAUUUACAAGAAGACUUAGUUCACGAUCACUGAUAAAUACACCAUCGACAUUGUCGAAUUUAAAAAAUCCUACAUUACGACAUACUCUGUCAUCUGGUCUACCGGAGGUAAAGGAAAGAGAUUCGAAUGGUCAUUUUUCAUCCUUAAGGACCAUGUAUUCGCCAUCGAGUCAGCCGUCAAGACAAACGCUGUUUAGUUCAAGACAUAGCGCAUCAUCCGCCGAUAGGGUUCGAGAUAUCAUUAGUAGAGCGACUUACAAACCAACGACGAAUACAAGGGAGGAUGUACGAAACAAUCAGAACAUUGUAUCAAUGGGCCUUGUGGCAGUACUUGCCCUAUUUUUUGUAGUCCUUGCAAUAAUAUAUUUGGGACUUGGUAAUCGAGAUGGGAAAGUUGAGACCCUUCCAUCGAUCGCAUCGGAUAACAACAUACCGCAUUGUUUUGAUGCUCCAAAUCUUAAACAACCUGGGGUGAAUUGCGUAAUGAAGGAAAACGUAGAGUCUGUGUUGCAGCUAAUAAGACGUCUGCAUCCCAUUUUAAUGAAAAAGGCAGUGUCUAAAAUAUGUGAAAAUUCAAAUGAGAAACCGUAUUUGAUCGAUAAAGAUAUUAUAGAGAUGUUUACGAGCGAUAAAGUGACCAGCCUUGAAGUGAAGGAUGAUCUGCAUAGUGCACAAGUUUUAAUCUUUAAAAAUCCUAAAUGGGAUAUCUCGCUUAUUGAUAUAAAUGACGAUAAUGGAGAAACUUUUAAAGAAUUGGAUGCUCUAGACGAAAUAUUGUUCGCUCGUCAUAAUGAAAAACUUGGAAUGACAAUACUAAAUCCUGAGCUGCCAAUGCAAUGCCUUGUUAAAAACAAGCUUUUUACCAUCUUUUCUUGUCUCCUUAUAGCAGCAAUCGUUUUAUUAACAGGUAUUGGGAUCUAUAAAUCGUAUCUUUGGUACCUAAAAUACAAGAAAUGUACAGAAAGAGAGGUAUUUAAACUUGUUAGUGAAAUCAUAAGUAUCGUUGAGACGCAUCAUCAAAAUGCAUCUGUGCAACCCGGUGGCGCGCAGGAAAGUUUUCUUGCUAUAAAUCAUGUGCGAGACAAUCUUAUUCCACCAAAAGAUCGCAAAAGGAUGUCAAGUCUUUGGGAGAAGGCAGUGAAAUUUUUAGAUGAAAAUGAAUCUAGAAUUCGACGAGAAGUACAACAAGUAGCAGGAGAAGAGUUCCAUGUAUGGCGAUGGUUGCCGAAUAAUACUUUAAAUAAAUCUCCCAUGCAGAGCGCGACUUCGGGUAAAAAGCCAAAAGUCUGGCAAGGACAAGCAUUCGAAACAAUGGAGGGGUCGGUUAAUAGUUUGACUUGUUCACCAACACCCUGCUUGAAAAUCAGACAUAUGUUUGAUCCAGAUAUUGAAACUGAAGAUGAUUGGGAGACAAGAGUACAGGAUGCUAUUUUGGAAAAAUGCGGAGAGGGUGUAAAGAUACUCCACAUUCGCGUAGAUAUUGGUAGCCGUGAGGGUUGCGUUUAUAUGAAAUGUAUGUCGCAGAAAGAUGCCGGUGAAGCUUAUAGAGCGUUACACGGAUGCUGGUUUGAUGGUAAAUUAGUGACUGUAAAGUACCUGAGAUUAGAGCGUUAUCAUGAGCGAUUUCCGGAUGCCGCUCGCUGCAUAACGCCUCUCAAACCAAGUAACAAUCAACGAUUAUCCAUGCAAGCGCAUUAUUGGCAGAGUCCUGCUGAAGCGAAUUAACAGCUGGCGUUUUUGUUUGGAAAAAAUAUUGAAUACAAGAUUAUGAGCUCUCAUGUCUGAUCCAACACAUAAUUACUUGCUGAGCAGAACUGACAGAACCUUUUUACUUUUUUGUUUCAAAAUAUAAAAUAUCUUAGCAUAAUAGAGCACAAAUACAUAUUACAGGAUUGAAAA